AUGCUCAUAUCAAAGCUCGGUCGAAAUUUCGUUUCGCGUGGAAUACUUCCAAAAGUAAGCCCGGCUGGCUCACUGAGCUUGCGAAAAUCAGCUCUAAAUAUAGGGUGUCGCGAUGCAAGCAAUAGUUCAAAAGUACAGGGUAACGUAGUAGGCAUUGAUCUUGGCACGACAAAUAGUUGUGUAGCUGUCACGGAGGGGAAGACGCCUCGUGUUAUAGAAAAUGCUGAAGGUGGCCGAACAACACCUUCUGUUGUUGCUUUUUCCAAAGACAGUGAAAUAUUAGUUGGGUUACCCGCUAAAAGACAGGCCGUUGUCAAUCCUCAAAAUACGUUUUUUGCCACAAAACGAUUAAUUGGACGUAAAUUCAAGGACAAAGAAGUUCAAGAUGAUAUUGGACAUGUGCCAUACAAGAUUGUUGAACACACGAACGGAGAUGCAUGGUUGGAUUCACGAGGGAAACGAUAUAGUCCUUCACAAAUAGGUGCCUUUGUAGUGACUAAAAUGAAAGAAACUGCAGAAUCAUAUUUGGGUAAAACCGUAAAGAAUGCCGUUAUUACAGUACCUGCUUAUUUCAAUGAUUCCCAACGACAAGCCACAAAAGAUGCCGGGCAGAUUGCUGGUCUUACUGUUCUUCGUGUGAUCAAUGAGCCGACUGCUGCUGCGCUUGCCUACGGUUUAGAUAAAAUAGGUGAUAAAAUUGUAGCAGUUUAUGAUCUGGGUGGUGGCACAUUUGAUAUUAGUAUAUUAGAAAUUCAAAAAGGAGUAUUCGAAGUUAAAUCAACAAAUGGUAAUACCCACCUUGGUGGAGAAGAUUUUGAUAGCACUUUAGUCCAAUACAUAGUUGAUCAAUUUAAAAAAGAGCAAUUCGUUGAUUUGACCAAGGAUCCUAUGGCUAUUCAACGGAUUCGUGAAGCUGCAGAAAAAGCAAAGAUUGAGCUAUCGUCUACUAUCCAGACCGAUAUAAAUCUUCCAUAUAUUACAGCUGAUGCUACCGGACCUAAACACAUCAAUAUGAAAAUAACUCGUGCUACAUUCGAAUCUUUGACCAAAGGACUAAUUGAUAAAACUAUUCGACCGUGUCAACUAGCUUUGAAAGAUGCCAAUGUCAAUACUAAUGAGAUUAAUGAAGUUAUAUUAGUUGGUGGUAUGACGCGUGUGCCAAAAGUGGUCGAAACAGUCCAGGGAAUCUUCAAGCGAGAACCAUCAAAAAGCGUUAAUCCCGAUGAAGCAGUUGCUAUUGGAGCUGCCAUCCAGGGAGGUGUGCUCGCCGGUGAAGUCACGGAUAUUUUACUAUUAGAUGUUACUCCACUUUCCCUCGGGAUCGAAACGCUUGGCGGUGUAUUCACACGUCUAAUUAACAGAAACACGACAAUUCCGACAAAGAAAUCUCAAGUGUUUUCAACUGCAGCUGAUGGACAAACGACCGUCGAAAUCAAAGUCUAUCAAGGAGAACGUGAAUUGGUUAAAGAUAAUAAAAUGCUCGGAAACUUCCAAUUGACAGGAAUCCCCCCGGCACCAAAGGGUGUUCCUCAAAUUGAAGUGACAUUUGACAUUGAUGCAGACGGUAUUGUUAACGUCGGUGCAAAAGAUAAAGCAAGUGGAAAGGAUCAAUCAAUUACGAUAGCUGCACAAUCUGGCUUAAGCAAAGGAGAAAUAGAAAAUAUGAUUCUCGAAGCCGAACAACAUGCAAAAUCCGAUCAGGAACGAAAAGAAGUGAUAGAAGCAUCAAAUCAUGCAGAUAUGGCAUCACACGAACUUGAGAAAAAUCUCGAAGAAUAUAAAGAUCAAAUUGACGCUCAAGAAUCAGAAAAAAUAAAAUCUAAAAUCCAAGAAUUGCGAGAGUUUGUCGCACAAGCACAAAGUGGCCAGAUUAGUGUAAAGGGAGAAGAGAUCAAGAGCAAGAUUAAUGAAGUACAACAAGCUGGACUGAAAGUAUUCGAAUUAGCAUAUAAAAAGCGCGCGGAAGCACAAUCAAAAGGAAGUGAAAGUACCGCUGAAAGCAGUUCGGAGGCCGAAUAUCGAGACGUAAACGAGGAAAAGAAAUGA
Ambispora gerdemannii is the source of this 2046-nucleotide messenger RNA. The record is from the annotation of a GenBank genome assembly. Lineage: Eukaryota; Fungi; Glomeromycota; Glomeromycetes; Archaeosporales; Ambisporaceae.